Toxotes jaculatrix (banded archerfish) is the source of this 1817-nucleotide messenger RNA. It is a transcript of the gene slc25a33, whose product is annotated as solute carrier family 25 member 33. Gene Ontology annotation, molecular function: pyrimidine nucleotide transmembrane transporter activity. Gene Ontology annotation, biological process: pyrimidine nucleotide import into mitochondrion. The record is from RefSeq and is a predicted model, not a curated record. NCBI's taxonomy places the organism in Eukaryota, Metazoa, Chordata, Actinopteri, Toxotidae. The coding region runs from base 186 to 1127 and encodes 313 amino acids. Gene Ontology annotation, cellular component: mitochondrion. The transcript has 7 exons.
CGCUCCGCCCACAGCUGACAGGUCCGCCGAGCCGGUACGGAGACACGGAUUAGCGGCAGCACACCGGGAUCACAACACUGUCGCUCUGUUCUUUCACUUGGGGGACGAUUUUAACGGAAACAUAAUAAGAAUAUGGUGGCGGUUUGAAAAAACAAACAACAACAACAACAAAAAAAGACAGAAAGAUGGCACAGAAAGACACGCUGCUACAUCUCUUCGCCGGGGGGUGUAGUGGUACAGUGGGAGCCAUCGUGACCUGCCCCCUGGAGGUGUUGAAGACGCGGUUGCAGUCCUCUGGCCUUACCCUCCGACCCGUCUUCCAGGUGCAACUGGGCACCCUAAGUGGCACUGGGGUUAUACGACCGGGUACCGUUACACCUGGGCUGCUGCAGGUCCUACGGUCGAUUCUUGAAAAAGAGGGACCAAGAUCACUUUUCCGUGGUCUGGGGCCGAACCUUGUUGGUGUGGCCCCCUCAAGAGCCAUUUACUUUGCUGCAUACUCGAAAGCUAAAGAAAUAUUCAAUGGGCUGUUCGUCCCUAAUAGUGGAGUGGUGCACAUGUCCUCUGCUGGUGCUGCAGCUUUUGUUACGAACAGUCUGAUGAACCCCAUCUGGAUGGUCAAGACCAGGAUGCAGCUGGAGAAAAAAGCCAGAGGAGAGAAAAAGAUGAAUGCACUGCAGUGUGCUCGCUAUGUUUACAGAACAGAAGGCAUUAGGGGCUUCUACCGAGGUCUGACCGCGUCUUAUGCCGGCAUCUCGGAGACCAUGAUCUGCUUCCUCAUCUACGAGACACUGAAAAAACACCUCGCCAAGAACCAGUUCACGUCCCCGAACAGUGAAAAGGAGAAAGGAGCAUCAGACUUCCUGAGUUUGAUGAUGGCAGCUGCUUUUUCAAAGGGUUGUGCAUCCUGCAUCGCCUACCCACAUGAGGUCAUACGGACGAGGCUGCGCGAGGAAGGGAGCAAGUACAAGUAUUUCUUCCAGACAGGGAGGUUAAUAGCUGUGGAGGAAGGCUAUGCAGCUUUUUAUAGAGGACUCAUUCCACAGCUAAUUAGACAAAUCCCUAACACAGCCAUCGUCCUCUCCACUUACGAACUCAUCGUCCAUCUGCUGGGAGAGUCCAAAUGAAGACAAGUUUGAAAAAGUUGGCAUUAUCCUGACAAGUGAUGGGUGCCACAUGAAAACCCAAGACACACUGGGCAAGAGACUUUUGAAAAUGCAGCACAUACUGUACAUAUAUUGAUGUGGUGCUACAGAGACUUUUAUGGUGGAACUGAGGCAGGUUGUACUGUUAUCCAAAGAGCUAAACACAUUAUUUUAUUGAAAGUUUGUCGUUAGGAGUCAAAAUAAUUCAAGAAGUCGGGGUACUUUGUUAAACCCCAAACGUGAAAAAGGUCAUCUUCUUAGAGGACUAGUGUUAAGUUAACUAAAUUAUUUUAUGUUUUGUUAUUUUAUGACCGUGUUCGUUUCCUUUUAUCAGUGGUUUGUGUACCAUCGCACAUGACUGUGCAGGUCGACUGAUGUAGUUAACAAAGGGAAGUUAAUCAGAUGAUGUUCAAGCAAUAGUGCUGUUCCUUGCAGUGUAAUGACCACAGGCCAUUUUGAGAUUUCUGUUUCACAGAUAUAAUGUGUUGGUUUUGAAGUUGGAAUUACAGAGAAAUUUAUCAUAUUUUUUUUAAAUAUAUAUAUAGAUAUAUAAACACAUACAGGCUCAUCUGUAUUUUUUCUUUGUGAAAAAGAUGGUCACCUUUUACAUUAUAAUGAGAAUUUGGAUGCUUUUUUGACCAGUGGCUCAAUAAACUGCAUCAAGAAACUACA